Messenger RNA from Macrosiphum euphorbiae (potato aphid), 369 nucleotides. Lineage: Eukaryota; Metazoa; Arthropoda; Insecta; Hemiptera; Aphididae. The record is from the annotation of a GenBank genome assembly.
AUGAAGUGGUCUGAAAGUGACACUAUAGCACUGGUGGAAUUGUAUGAAAAGCAUGAGUGUAUAUGGAAUAUUGGUUCUAAAGAUUAUAGAAAUAAAUUAAUGAGAGACGCUGCCUACGAAGUUAUCGUCAAGACACUUAAAAAAGAUAAUUUUGGCGUGACUGAAUUAAAACAAAAAAUAAAAAACUUAAGGUGUACUUACAACCAAGAACUAUUAAAAAUAAAAAAAUCACAGAAGUCUGGUAGUGGUGUUGAUGAUCUAUAUGUUCCAAAUAUAAAAUGGUUCAAAUUGAUGGAUUCAUUCAUGAAAAAUGUCAAGUCUGUGAAAAUUGGUUAUACACAGGACAAUGCAGAAAGUGGAGGUAAGUAA